Messenger RNA from Corylus avellana, 3876 nucleotides. RefSeq lists its product as uncharacterized. Lineage: Eukaryota; Viridiplantae; Streptophyta; Magnoliopsida; Fagales; Betulaceae. Gene Ontology annotation, molecular function: microtubule minus-end binding; gamma-tubulin binding. The record is from RefSeq and is a predicted model, not a curated record. Gene Ontology annotation, biological process: meiotic cell cycle; mitotic cell cycle; spindle assembly. Gene Ontology annotation, cellular component: spindle pole; microtubule organizing center; gamma-tubulin complex.
UAUUUUCCCCAAAAUUAAUACUAUAAUUGGAAAAUCCCCAAAACUAACAUGGUUUUUUCAACUAAAUCUUUCAUUAAUUCGUUGAACCAUUCAACAAUUUUUUGAACAGUUGAACUCCGAACACCAUAAACUGGAAUAAGCUAUUCUUGUAUUGGAAUAGAAGCAAACCAGGUUGAUGAAUAGGUGCAACCAAACACUACUGUCUUCUCCAACCUAACGCACGCCCAGUCCAAAACCGCAGAACAAAUUGCAACUCCAUGCACGAUUGCCUCCCACAACCGCACACCGCCACGUCCCAACUUCGCAGCAGGCCACCGGAGAAUUCAGUAGCCACCGCCCCUACCGGAGCAACACUGCACGCCGCUCAGAUCGUCUCCAGCACCCACCGGAGUAGCGCUGAUCUCCCACUGCACACGUCGAUGGAAACCCACAGUCGGUCAGAGGAACCUAACCACUACGGCAGCACUACAGCAGAGAGGGCAAAGACAGAAGUUUCUGAAAGUUUAAUCAAUAGGAUCUACGAUGUCUUCUCUGAUGGCAUACAUUUUGCAACACCAGUUUCCUCAUUGAGAACAAAUGAAGUUGACCUGGUACAAGGUGUUUUGCGGAUGUUGCAAGGACUUUCUAGUUCCUUGUUUUAUUGGGACCAGAGUGAAGGGAGUUUUGAUUCCAAAACUGGGAUAUAUGUGGCUCACCUUUCCCAUACAAGCCUUGUUACCAUUCUCAAUCAAUUUAUGUAUGCUGCGACAUGUUUACGGCUGGUAGAAAUAGUAGUAAAUAAAGUUGAGACAUCUGUGAGGUUACCUCCUACUUUGAGGGCAUUUACAUGCUCUGUUUCUGCAUGGCUUAAGAGGUUGAGGGAUAUUGCUCUCAAGGAGGAAAUGAAGAUACAUAAUGCUGACAUUGGAACCACUCUGACCCUAUUAGGUUUGAGCAGUUCUUUAUCAAGUCUUUGCUCAGGUGCUGAGCAUUUAUUUCAAAUAGUCCAUGGAGCUAUUCCCCAAGAGUUUUUUGAGUCUAAAUCUUCUGUUCCAUCUGCGGAAUUGGCCAUUCACAUGCUUGACUAUCUUUACAAGAAGCUUGAUGAAGUGUGUCUAGUGCAAGGUGGUGAGGAGGAAGCUUAUCAGAUGCUACUUCAUAUAUUUGUUGGGAGUUUGUUGCCAUAUAUUGCGGGUCUUGAUUCCUGGCUAUUUGAAGGAACACUCGAUGAUCCUUUUGAGGAGAUGUUUUUUUAUGCUAACAGAGCAAUCUCGGUUGAUGAAGCUGAGUUUUGGGAGAAGAGCUAUUUAUUAAGAUUAGUCCAGUUUCAGAAGUCUGGUGAUGAGCUCUCUACCACAACUCAUGCCACUGAUCGUGUACCUUUAACAAAUGACAAGAAGGAAAUCAGUGAUUGGAGCAUUAGAAACUGCCAAGCUUGUCCUCUAUUUAUUAAGGACAUAUCUAAAUCGAUUCUAUCUGCUGGAAAAUCAUUGCAGCUGGUCCGACAUGUUUCUGCCACUUUCUCAGCAGUAUCUGGCAAGGGAAGUGAUUCUCAGUUUGAUGGUUUUGGAAAUUCUGGUGAUGGUUUUCAUCGUGGGCAGAGUAUAGCAGGGUUAACCUUAUCAGAAGUUUUCUUGGUGUCCUUAGCAGGUCUUAUAGGCCAUGGUGAUCACAUCUAUAGAUACUUUUGGCAAGAUGAGCACUGCAAAUCUGAAAUUACUACAUCAUUCUUUGAAUCCUGUGUGAACAAGCUAAAAGUGGAAAAUCAUGGUAGUGGAACUUUGCCACUUCUAGCAUGCUCAGAGACAAUUUGGUAUAAGUUCUUGGUUGAUACAUUGCUGCAGAAAAGAUCAACCAAUUUAGAUUCUGCAUAUAAGGAUGCAAGUUAUUUUCAAGACGCAAAUGUAGAGUAUAUUUUUGCGGGUACUGGGGAUAAAUUGCCCCUCGUGGAAUCAUUCUGUGCAGAAAAUCCAGUUAUUACUGUGUGUCGGACAGUCCUUAGAAAGAAUAUGGAUGCCUGGAAAACAUUUAACUUGUCCAGAAAUUUUUAUCUAUCCCCUUUAAACGAUGAGGUUUUACGACAGGCCAUAUUUGGCGGUGAGAGCAGAUCUUCUCAUGCUACUCAAGGAACAAGCUAUACAUUUGGUUUUCAUUUUCGCAAAUCUGAAUAUUUUCGUUCACAAAAUGACACAGAGCUGUUAGAAGUGUUGUUUCCUUUUCCUACUCUUCUUCCUUCAUUUCAGGAUGAUCUCCACAUGUCGGAGCUGUUACCUUUCCAGAAAAACAGCACCCUUGCAUCAAGAGUUCUUAGCUGGAUUCAAAAUGUUGAACCAAGAGCUACUCCACUUCCUGUGGUUAUUAUGCAGGAAUGCCUUACUGUCUACGUUAAGAAGCAAGUAGAUUAUAUCGGCAAGCAUAUAUUGUCAAAGUUGAUGACUGAUUGGAGAUUGAUGGAUGAGCUUGCAGUAUUGCGUGCCAUAUACUUGUUAGGUUCAGGUGAUCUACUGCAGCACUUUUUGACUCUGAUUUUCAAUAAGCUGGACAGGGGAGAAGCCUGGGAUGAUGAUUUUGAGUUGAAUACAAUACUACAGGAAUCUAUUAGAAACUCUGCUGAUGGAAUGCUACUAAGUGCUCCAGAUUCAUUGGUUGUAUCCAUCACUAAAAAUCAAGGUAUUAAUGGUGAUCAGCAACCUAAUGCAGCUACUGUUUCCCCGACUCCUCGUAAAAGUCGUACUCACAAUUUUGGGAUUGACGGGCUUGAUUUACUGAAAUUUACCUACAAGGUCUCUUGGCCGCUUGAACUUAUUGCUAACACAGAAGCUGUUAAGAAGUAUAACCAAGUGAUGGGAUUCCUGUUGAAGGUCAAGCAUGCAAAAUUUGUUCUCGAUAAGGCUCGGAGGUUGAUGUGGAAGGGUAGAAGCACUGUAACAAACAACCGCAAGCGCCACUGGUUGGUGGAGCAGAAACUCCUCCAUUUCGUGGAUGCUUUUCACCAAUACGUAAUGGACAGAGUAUAUCAUAGUGCAUGGCUUGAACUAUGUGAAGGUAUGGCAGCGGCUCUAUCCUUGGAUGAAGUCAUUGAAGUACAUGAGGCCUACUUAUUGUCGAUUCAGCGCCAGUGUUUUGUAGUGCCAGAUAAAUUGUGGGCCCUGAUUGCAAGCCGAAUCAACAGUAUUCUUGGAUUAGCGCUUGAUUUCUAUUCCAUACAGCAUACACUAAGUAGUGGUGGAGCAGUUUCUGCAAUCAAGGCCAGAUGUGAAAUGGCAGUGGACCGAAUUGAGAAACAGUUUGAUGAUUGCAUUGCUUUCCUACUCAGAGUCCUAUCUUUCAAGCUCAAUGUGGGGCAUUUCCCUCAUUUGGCAGAUUUGGUUACUAGGAUCAACUAUAACUAUUUUUACAUGUCUGAUGGUGGAAACUUGAUGGUUGCACCUAGCCCCGAAACUGUAGGUUUGAGACUGGGGAAGGCCUUUGGGGGUAGAACAGAGUAAUUACUAUUUGUUCAUUGUUAUGAUACUACAUCUCUGAAUUCUUUUGAGGGCCAGAAUGUCCUAUCAUUUGCACAGAAUCUGAAAAACGCCCGUUUUCCCUCCUUUCUUUGGGUUUGUUGAAGGAAGCAGCUGUUGUGUGGCAGGAGCCUCACAGAUCUCAGAAUUUGCCACCCAUGUCUUUCUAGUCCUCUGGAAAAUAUCUUGCUUCCUUUGCAAUGUUAUGUUUCAUAGCCAUUCUAGGCAUUUUCUGCAAAUAUGUGCUUGUAAGACUCUCAGGUCAUGAUAUUUUGGCUCCCAAAAAGAACAUCUAAAAGGUGUUCAAAUGUAACAUAUUGUAAUUUAUAUCACUGCUUACAGGGCAAAUGAUACAUGUGUAUUACAGUGAACAUGAACGCAAGAUUAUUGCUUU